Sclerotinia borealis F-4128 is the source of this 1398-nucleotide messenger RNA. The record is from the annotation of a GenBank genome assembly. NCBI's taxonomy places the organism in Eukaryota, Fungi, Ascomycota, Leotiomycetes, Helotiales, Sclerotiniaceae.
AUGCAUCCACAUACUUUUGGUAUACUCCGAAUGGAGGAGAGCCUGAGGAGGAUGCAAAUAUUCGAAUCUUUUGAUCCCCUCACCAUCGGCGUCGACCACAACCGAAACUCUUGGUUCAAAGCAAGACACGCGUUUUGUCUAUUUCCUAAAUUACCACCGGAACUUCAGCUUAUGAUCUGGGCUGCGGCUGCGGAUGAUAGACAGAUUGUUCGCAUAAAACCUUGUGCAGAAGAUGGAUCAGGAGGGGAAGGAUUUUUGGCUGACUACACAGCGCCAAAGUAUACUGUAAUAUUCGAGGGAAUUCUUCGAAAUCCUAUCUACUUCAACUAUCAGCAAGAUUUUGUAAGCCUUGUUGGUAGUAGCACACUUGAGCAUUUUACAGUUCUCUCGGGGGAAGACAAUACAAUUUCCGAAGAGAUUCAAAGGAUUGAGAAUGUACUCUUGAUGGUGACAGGUUUAGGCAGUGGGGAGAGUGAGGAAGAUGUACUGAUUGAUGCUUUGGCUAUUUGGGAUGGUGUCAAGCGUCUUAUCAUUGCAGAAAGAUCGCCAACAUGGUGGGGUACAUUCAAAGAGAUUUGGUCGGACAGGGAGGUGAAGAAAAUCUCUGAUGACGCCAAAGCUAAACAUACCAGGGAGAGACUCCACACGCCAGGCUUCCCAGAAGUUCGUAUUGUCAAGUUCGGUGAUGUUCUGAAUACAGUUGAAAGCAAUGAAAACCAAUCAUCGGGAAGUACAUACGCCAUGCUUCGAUUUUUCGAUUUUUUGUUUGAUGCUGACUCUACAUACAAUACCAAGAGAGCUGUGAGACGCAAUGGAACACCGAAGAUUCCGAAGUCCUUUUCUGAGACUUUUCCGAAUAAUAGUUUCAUCAGCGUCAAGUACAUCGUUCCCUCUCCUCUCCACGUCUGCCAAAGCUCCAGAGAACUGGCUCUUAAAAUCUAUAGACGAGUGCCUACUACCUACGGCAAUACCAGUGAAGGAUCAGCACCUUUCUACAUCAAUGCCGACGAGGACUCCAUUCUAUUCGAGACUGAAUAUAGAUCCGGGUCCACCCGUCCGGCACUUCGAUUCUGGGUUCUCGACGGCAAGACUUUUUCUACCCUUAAUGGUGAGAGUCUCUGUAACUCGGUCGCCACUCGUUGGAUAAGUAAUUGUCCUUCGGGACCUCCACCUCAAACACCUCGUGGUAAUAGCCACAUACAGUGGAUGAGUAGGGAUCAGAUGGAGAUUGUAGUCAACCGAUGGCCGAACUUUUACUUGGGGUUAGUGUCGAACACAAGAGUGGUUGAGUGUGGAGGAGAUUUGACGGAUAUAUUGAAGGGCCAGGGUAUCUAUCGGGAUGAGUGGAAGAUGCCUCUCGUAAGCUGCAUUACUUCCGAGGAGUUUAACAACCUCUGA